Molecule: messenger RNA, 2186 nt
Organism: [Torrubiella] hemipterigena
Lineage: Eukaryota; Fungi; Ascomycota; Sordariomycetes; Hypocreales; Clavicipitaceae
Source: the annotation of a GenBank genome assembly
CCAGUGGUUCCCGACUCGGCUAGGGGUUUAUGGAAAAAGAAAGUAAAUUUGUAGACCGUGGUAAUAUCUCAUUUCCGAACUCAUACUGUGUCAUCCCCGCGUAUCCCUUACAAUAUCGCCUCUCUGAAAACUGGUAGAGAGAGCAUUAUUUGUUACAAAUAGACUCUUCGUCUCCCAACCUAGUAAUCAGACAAGCAAGCGCACCAUGUCAACUUCAAGUGUUUCAUCUCAAGAUUCCAGCAUGACGGCCACCGAUGAUCCAUACAUUGGCGAGAACACGCGGCUGCUGCCAAAACCAGCGCAGGAUCGGAAGAGCUCCCCCCAGUACGCCACCGGUAACAAAAUAUUCGGCUUAUGGCAACUAGGAGCCCUUGUAGGCAUAUUGUUGGCAUACGCGGAUACAUCUCUUGUAUGGGCGACUCACGAGACGAUCGCAUCCCGGUUUGAUGCGCUACAAAACUCCUCAUGGAUGAUGACUGCCUUUACAAUAGGCUACUUUGUAACAUUGCCAAUGUACAAAAGAUUAUGCGACACUUUUGGCAAUCUUAAGGCUCUUCUGGUGGCUUACAGCACAUUUUGUGUUGGUAGCACUCUGUGUGGAAUUGGUCAAACAUAUUGGCAAGUUAUCCUCGGCAGGAUUAUCACUGGCUUCGGAGCCUCGGGGAUGGUCUCUUUGGCGUCCGUCAUCAUUGCGGAGAUCUCCGAGCCAGCCGAUGUCGCGGUUCUACGAAGCUAUGUCAACAUAGCCUCGACCAUUGGGCUUUCUGGCGGCGGUCCUCUCGGUGGCUAUCUUGCGCAAGCCAUCGGCUGGAGAUGGCUGUUUCUUGGACAGGUCCCCAUUGCAAUUGCAUGUGGUGCGCUCAUCGCAAGUGUUCUCUUGCCUAAACCACAAGAACGCGAGAAUGAACGACGACAAGAACUCGAAGAGGAAAACACACAGCACCUGGCAUUUGAUUUCCCCGGCGCUGUCACCUUGGCGAUAGCAACAGCAUCUCUUUUGGCGGCGUUCGAUUUACACAAUUCUCACUCAUGUGAAGACGCGAUUGUCUAUGCACUCCUGCUGGUCGGCGCGCUCUCCGCGAUCGCGUUUCUUUUGUUUGAGACGUUUCCAGGAAACAGGGAGCUGCUGAUGCCUUUGCGGCUCCUACGAACAGAGAUUGGUGCAUUUUGCGCUGGACAGUUGCUUAUAGUCGCCAGCGGCUACGGGUUUGUCUCCCAAAUACCGCCAUACUUUGCCAAUACACAGGGGGCCUCAGAUGCGGAGGGAGGCGAGCGAACCAUUCCCUUUAGCAUCGGUAAUGCUGUUGGUGCGCUGCUUGCUGGACAAGUGAUCAAAAGACUGGGAUAUUACAAAAGGCUCUCCAUCAUCUCCCUCUUCUUUUGCAUCGCCAACAUGCUGGUCAUUCUACUGCGAUGGUCCUAUUCUAUCGAUGCCUGGGGAUCGGUUCUCACCACGUUUCCAUUCGGGUUUUUCGGCGGAGUAAUCCUCUCAGCACAAUUUGUCGGCCUCUACCACCGCUCGUCCACAAACGAUAUAGUCACAGCCAUCAGUAUGUACUACAUGAGCCAGCAAGUCGGCAUUGCCUUGGGAAUCAGUUUCAGCUCGGGGCUCCUCAGACGUCAGCUCAAAAUCACCCUGUACAAAGUCAUGGCAGACAUUCCGGGAUCUACAGAGAUCAUAAAAAGCAUUUUAGAGGAUUCUUCGGCCCUUAUAGAAUUCCCAGAGAAUAUCCAGUUGCUCGCGCGACAGGCAUACCUCGGCAGCUUCUGGGUUGUACCGGUGCUAGCUCUUUCAGCCCAGCUACUGACGAUUCUACCCGUCAUUUCUACCAUCGAACAUGUGCUUGAUUUUUCCGCGAAGGGCAUUACGGUGAGCGCCGAGCACUGAGUGCCUCUUUGACUGUACUCCAAAAAGGGAACCCGGGUAUCCAACACCAGCUAUCCAGUAGCGGUAUUUAUAAUAGUACAAGUUUCGUGUUAUGUUUUUGUUUAAAGUUAUUAUAGGCUAUAGUUCUUAAAGUGUUGCUGGUCGGCCAAACAUCCGUCGCUUGUACGAGUUCCAGUCUGCUGGUCGGACUGCAAGACCUUAGAGCAAAGAAAAUAUAUUUUGACUAUUUUACUAAUACUUGAGGGAAUAUGUUGGUAAAGAUUAGCGAGUAGAAUACCAGAGACUCUAUUAUUGACUA